Messenger RNA from Mus musculus (house mouse), 2320 nucleotides. RefSeq names its product apolipoprotein B mRNA editing enzyme, catalytic polypeptide 1 (gene Apobec1). Gene Ontology annotation, biological process: cytidine to uridine editing; negative regulation of nuclear-transcribed mRNA catabolic process, nonsense-mediated decay; mRNA modification. Lineage: Eukaryota; Metazoa; Chordata; Mammalia; Rodentia; Muridae. The transcript is spliced from 8 exons. The record is from RefSeq and is marked validated. The coding region runs from base 620 to 1309 and encodes 229 amino acids. Gene Ontology annotation, molecular function: zinc ion binding; mRNA binding; hydrolase activity. Gene Ontology annotation, cellular component: nucleus; cytoplasm; apolipoprotein B mRNA editing enzyme complex.
GAAUAGCCAACUAAUGAGAAUCGGAUAAGUGUGCCACAAAGACAUAUUCUCUUUCCCUAAAUCCGACUGGUGGAAUAGGGAGAAGUCCUCUAUCCCUAAAUCCUGAUUGGUGGGAUGACUUGGCAGAGACUUAAAACCUGCAACAUUCUGGCUCAGGGUUGCAGUUCAGCUCUGGCGGAGUUUGUUCUGGGGCCCUGAUCGACCAGUAGUGGUCUGCAUACAAUACAGUCUUGCCAUCUGCUUAAAUACUUAUUAAAAUGCAGAUUCAGUCAUCCCCUGAGUCUCUGCUGUUGUACCUGAUUGGACUGCCCGUGGUUGAUUUGUUCUGCUCCUGGAUUCUUCAUAUUAGCUCUGAGGACAUCAUGAGCCAGGACUGCUAGACACACUGGAGAGAAGCUGCUUCCGUCUGCCCUGCGUCUGUAGAGUGUCCAGCAUCCUGACCCAUGAAUCAGAGACUACUGUCUGAUUUGCCUUGACUCAGAGAGUCUGAACCUGACCUUCAGCUAACCUCACACAGGUGGCUGUGGGCACACCUGAGGAAACAAAGUCCGGCACACAGCUGGCAGAAGCCAUCGCAGCAACAUAAGCUCCCGAGGAAGGCGUCCAGAGACAGAGCAAGAUGAGUUCCGAGACAGGCCCUGUAGCUGUUGAUCCCACUCUGAGGAGAAGAAUUGAGCCCCACGAGUUUGAAGUCUUCUUUGACCCCCGGGAGCUUCGGAAAGAGACCUGUCUGCUGUAUGAGAUCAACUGGGGUGGAAGGCACAGUGUCUGGCGACACACGAGCCAAAACACCAGCAACCACGUUGAAGUCAACUUCUUAGAAAAAUUUACUACAGAAAGAUACUUUCGUCCGAACACCAGAUGCUCCAUUACCUGGUUCCUGUCCUGGAGUCCCUGCGGGGAGUGCUCCAGGGCCAUUACAGAGUUUCUGAGCCGACACCCCUAUGUAACUCUGUUUAUUUACAUAGCACGGCUUUAUCACCACACGGAUCAGCGAAACCGCCAAGGACUCAGGGACCUUAUUAGCAGCGGUGUGACUAUCCAGAUCAUGACAGAGCAAGAGUAUUGUUACUGCUGGAGGAAUUUCGUCAACUACCCCCCUUCAAACGAAGCUUAUUGGCCAAGGUACCCCCAUCUGUGGGUGAAACUGUAUGUACUGGAGCUCUACUGCAUCAUUUUAGGACUUCCACCCUGUUUAAAAAUUUUAAGAAGAAAGCAACCUCAACUCACGUUUUUCACAAUUACUCUUCAAACCUGCCAUUACCAAAGGAUACCACCCCAUCUCCUUUGGGCUACAGGGUUGAAAUGACUUCUGGGAGUUGGGCAUGGAUGAAAUGACUCCUUGUAUGUGUAUUGUCUUGACAGCAAGCAUUGAUGACCCACUAAAGAGUGACUGCCAUGAAGAAUCUAGAAAUUGAGCUGGAGGUGUCAUUCAUGGGUAGGGUACUAGUUACACACGAGGCCCUUGGUUUAAUUCCAAGAAUGUCCAGAAAAAAGGAGAAUCUAGAAAUUGAGCUGGGAAUGGUUAUACACUCCUGUAAUGUCAGCAAUUGUGAGGCAGAGGCACCAGAUCUCUGUGAGUUUAAGGCCAGCCUGGUCUACACUGCAAGACCCAGGCUAGCCUUGAAUUACACAGUGAGACCUUGUCUAAAAAAACCCCACCCCCAUCAAGAAUGUAGAAAUUGAAGAGUCAGGUAAGGUGGUGCAUUCCUGUAAGCCCAGUAGUUGCAUGGUGGAGGCAGGAGAAUGACAAGGUCAAAGUCACUUGGAGCUACACAGUAAGUCUGAAGACAGCCUCAACACAUAGAAAUUCAGUGUGCUAAAUUCCUCCAGGUACACCAGGGGCCAACAGCCAACACCUUGCCAGCUUACAUAGUAUAGUCACUCAGACAAGCUCAGUCAUUUGUCUGCCUGGCCUCCAAAGGCUAUAAUGGCAUACAGCAGUCCCAGGGCAUUAAAAGAAGCUUAGACCUUAUUAAUUUCUGAUGAAGUCUGGCUAUACAUUUUAAUUUUAAAAACUGUAUCUAUUUACUCUUAUUAUUGUGUCUGUUGAGGGGGUUGUAUGUACACACUGUGGCACUCCUGUGAAGGUCAGAGGACAACUUUUAAGGUUUUUGUUCUCUCCAUCUGUUAGCCGUUCUGAGGACUGAAUGCAGAUUGUCAGCUCAAAAAAGCAAAUUAUCUCCCCUGAGUGGUCUCAACAGCCCUAUGUCUAUACGUAAAAAAAAACAAAACAAAACAAAACAAAAACAAAACAAAAAAAAAAAAAAACAAAGGAAAAGAAAAGAAAAACCCUGCAGUAAAAGAACCAUGUAUCAAU